CUGUUAGACAUUUAAGUAAUGAAGACAUUCGUGUUGUGGGUCAUCUCUCUUUUUUGUAUCACAAAUGCCGAUCCAUUCAUAAAAAGAUGCAAAAAUGAUCAAUUUGAAUGCACCAACGGAGUUUGCAUUGGUAAAAUUUACUGGUGUACUGGAGGAAGGUAUUCUUGCGGAGAUGGCAGCGAGAGAAUCAAUUGUAAAAAUUAUUACCCCAAUUGUGCCAGUGAUCAAACUUACUGUAAAAAUAAUAGGAAGUGUAUUCCAUUAAAAUGGUCAUGCGACGGUUACGAGGACUGUACGGAUAGUUCUGACGAACGCAAUUGCCUAACAGAAGUUUAUGGAAUCGAAUAUCUGCAUAGAGUAAGACGAAGUAUAGAUAGGGGGCAUUCUUGGUUGAUCGAGCAACGAAGGUCAGAUUGGGGUUGGGGAAAGGACACGAGUCGAGCCAUUGUCACACUCGGUCUCUCUGAUAAUCUGGAUUUCGAUACAAAAGAUAUAAGUCAAUUAAUGUUUAAACAACUGAAACUUCAACUUUCUGGAACUUUACUCACAAAGGGCAUAGAAAAUAUGGAAGCAUACGAAAUAGCAUCGUACGUACAUUCGUUACUGGCAAUUUGUUCCGAUCCGAGAAACUUUCAAGGAUUCGAUUUAGUGGAAGUAUUGAAAGAAAAAAUGGAAAAGACAGAAUCAAUUAAUCCUAUGGUCGCAUUGGCAAUUUGUAAUGCCAAUCAAAUUCUUCAGUCGCGGCAACUAAAGAAAUUAGAACUUACAUUAACGAAGAAAGAUUCACCUCACUUGACAGAAACUCGGGCAUAUGCUAUAAUGGCGUUGUGGUGUACGAAGAACCGAAUUAAGUCGUAUCACAUAAACUUUACCAGGAAUGAAACUGUUGAAUAUAAUAGAAAAGUUUUAACCUUUAGCGCAUUAAAAAGGGAAUUAACGACGUUACAGAACGAAGACGGUAGCUUCGGAAAUUUAUACACAACUGCCAUUUUAAUGCACGCGAUAUUUUCCAUGGAUUUAAACGUCAGCACCGCGAAAAAAUGGAAUGUAACGAAAGCCAUUAAUUAUAUCAUUUCUCAACAAAACCGAGACGGGUCCUUCGGAGAUAGUUUGGCAACUUACUUAAUACUUCCAAUACUGAAUGGAAGGACAUUCGUCAGUUUGGGAAAUAUAAAUUGCAACAUGAUAGAACCACGCAAUGUUACGAUUCAGGAAGAACUCGAUUUUAAAAAUCUUCCAAAGCAUCGUGUUAGCUACUUUAUUUUCGUUGGACAAGAUAAAGAUAUCAUUUCUAAUAUUUUAUUAAACGUUCCUGUUAAUUCGACAUUUUACGAUGUCAUGCGCUUAGCUUCAGAAGUGGAUUAUAAAUUUCGAUUUAAAUAUAUUGAUUAUCCGUGGGGUAAAUAUAUAUAUUCGAUAUUUGGCCUAGUCAAUGAUGCCGAGAAGAGAAAUUACUGGCAACUUUAUAAAGCAGUGGAUAAUUCUACAAUCUAUUUUGAACAAUCACCCGAUAAAGUGAUUCCCGAGGAGGACGAUGCAUACGUUUACUGGUAUAAACCAUUGAGUGAUUGAAAAAUUUACGGUGUAUAUUUCGUUGUUUUAUUAUGCAUUAAACGCAAUGGCAGUAAAAUUGAGAUUUACUGCGAAACAUAA
Messenger RNA from Centruroides sculpturatus (bark scorpion), 1653 nucleotides. RefSeq lists its product as uncharacterized. The transcript has 10 exons. The record is from RefSeq and is a predicted model, not a curated record. Gene Ontology annotation, biological process: cobalamin transport. Gene Ontology annotation, molecular function: protein binding; cobalamin binding. The coding region runs from base 19 to 1572 and encodes 517 amino acids. NCBI's taxonomy places the organism in Eukaryota, Metazoa, Arthropoda, Arachnida, Scorpiones, Buthidae.